This is a messenger RNA of Closterium sp. Yama58-4, 2424 nucleotides long. The record is from the annotation of a GenBank genome assembly. Lineage: Eukaryota; Viridiplantae; Streptophyta; Zygnematophyceae; Desmidiales; Closteriaceae.
AUGCGUCGCAUCCCACAGCGUGCUAGACUAGGGGUGCUUGAUGCACUAUCUUGUGUCCUGAAGCGGCUACAGACAAAGGCAGCAGACGAGGCGGCAUCCUUGGUGUUUUUGGCCUUCCCUCGUCUUUUCUUGGGGAUUCCAACCGGGCAAGGCCAGGGGCACAGGGCAGCAAUCAGGGAGCGGUUGGAGAAGUUUUGGGCUGGGGAGUGGCGGGAGCUGUUUGAGUUGGCGGUGGCGGCGAUGCAACCUGCGGCUCUGCGCCUGGCUCGCUGCCGCACAAGGUGCAAAGUGGGAGAAUGGAGUCGGGGUUUGGCGUGCCUUACGGCUGGUAGCAUCGCUCAGCCCUCUCAGCACAUGGUGGACGCGCUACGAGCGAAACACCCAUCGAGCAAGACCGCCAUUCCGGAGUGGGUGCAGGAGGAGACAGUUGAGCCUUCCCUUAUCCCACAGCUCUCAGUGGAGGUACUUAGUCUGGCGAUCCACUUUGCGGCUAGGGCGUCGGCACCAGGACCGUCGGGGUGGGCGACUGAGCACCUGCGUGACACUUUUCUCUCUGAGCCCGCAUACCUGCCUCACCUGCUAGGGGUCUUCACCCAGUGGACCAAGGGAGAGGUAGCGGAGCGCGUGCGACCCUGGCUCACUGCGUCCAACCUUGUGGGCCUGUCGAAGCCGAAUGGUGACGUUCGCCCGGUGGCUAUAGGCGAGGUGCUCCCCCGCAUACUAUCUCGGGCCCUGUGCAUCGUGCUUCGGCCGAAGAUGAUAUCGCACUUUGCGCCGUGUAACCAGCUUGGAGUCGGAUCCAGGUCGGGAGUGGAAGUCCUCGCACAUGCCUUUCGUUCUGCCAUCUCUACUCACCCGUCAUGGUGUGCACCACAAAUUGACGUGGCGAACGCUUUCAACUCCUUCCAUCUGCAGGAAAUGUUUGAAGGUCUUCGACAGUCGUCUUUCGCGGGAUUGAUCCCAUUUCUGCGUGUCUUCUACGGCACUCCUAGCGACCUCUAUCUCCGUGCGGGCCCCUUCGUCGAAGCUUUGGCUUCCGAGCGGGGCUCGAGGCAAGGGGACCCAUUGGGACCAUUUCUGUUCGCGUUCACACAGCAGCUGGUUAUGGAACCAACCAAACAAGAAUUCGCCGACCUACUCUUUCUCAGCUACGCCGAUGAUACGUACAUCUUGGGGCCUAUGGAGCGGAUGUUAGCAGCCUAUGAGGUCUUGCGGGAACAAUUGGACGGGCUUGGUAUGGAGGUGCAGCCGCAUAAGUGCAAGCUAUGGGAGCGAGGGGUGGACCAGGAGGGAGAGAAGAGGAACGAGACUGUCCCGCCCGGCAUGCAGCAGACAUGGACGGGGCUCACCGUAGUAGGGGUUCCUAUUGGGGAGGAGGAGUGGGAGGUGGCUAGCCUGCGAGGCCGGCUGACGCAGCUGCAUGCACCUGUAGUGAGCGAUGUGGCUCGGAUGGGGGUGGCAGGGGAGGAGCGGAUGUUUGAGGAGUUUUUCCGCACGCCCGAGGCUACGACCUUGCUGGAUCCUUGGUUUGCGAGAGCAGUCGAGCUGCUUCUACAGUCGGUCAGGCAGGAGAUGCCACCCCUUGCCUUGUGCACCGCUGACCCCCCUGUGCUGCUUUUACCCACACAACACCGUCGCCUAGCGGUUGAGAGUCUGCAGACACUUCGGGGGGCGUGGGUCUACACCGUUCCUUCACACAAAGAGGCUACCUUCACCGCAGCCGAGUGGAGCAUCUGCGCGUCCAUGCGCCUAGGCCUCCCCAUACAGCAGCUGAUAGUCGCCGGGAAGUGCGCGUGUGGGUUUAAGUUUGCUGAUCCCUCUGACCCGCAUCAUGCCCUUCGCUGCAAGUAUCAGUAUGCACCUUCUCGUGUUCACGAUGCGGUUAAGUUUGUGGUGGCGAAGAUAGCUAAAGGGGCGGGUGGGGUUGUGACCAUGGAAGACGAUACGUUGCUGCCAGGGAAGAGGGUGGAUGUGGCGGUUCAGAGACUGAGGGAGGGGGAGGAGCAUGCGCUGGAGGUUAGUGUGGUGGACCCUAUCUCGUUGUCGGCGGCGGUCUACAAAUUGCUUCUGCAACGGCAUAGGGGAGUGCAGUUUACACCUCUCAUUUCUGAGACAUGGGGUUGCCUGGGGGGGAGUUUUGGGCGGUGGUUUAAGAAACAGGGCGACGCGCAGAUUGAGGUAGCGAAGACGAAAGGGGCGACGAGAGCUACGGGAAAAUGUUUCUCGUCUUACUUGCUUGGAUCACUUAAAGCGGCCAUAUGUGUGGCUUUGCAGCGAGCUCAGGCGCGUGUGAUCUUGUUACGCGCGGCGUCGAUGAUGAGAGGCCCAGAGGCUGUUUGGGUGGAGCGGGAGGAUGUUGAGGAGGAGAUGGGAUGGGAUGCUCCGUGGGCGGAUGCGCCCUAUUUGGUGGACAUGCGGGUUUAG